Penicillium daleae is the source of this 1776-nucleotide messenger RNA. Its product is annotated as MFS transporter. NCBI's taxonomy places the organism in Eukaryota, Fungi, Ascomycota, Eurotiomycetes, Eurotiales, Aspergillaceae. Bases 1 to 1776 code for a protein of 591 amino acids. Gene Ontology annotation, cellular component: membrane. Gene Ontology annotation, biological process: transmembrane transport. The transcript has 3 exons. Gene Ontology annotation, molecular function: transmembrane transporter activity. The record is from RefSeq and is a predicted model, not a curated record.
AUGUUCCGAGGAUGGCUUCCGGCUCGCGCGGGCCGCGCGGGCCAUGCGGAGACCAGCUUGAAGUCAUCUUCUAUUUCAAACGGCCACUCUUCACAAUUCCCACGUCCUCAGGUGCUCGCUCUUGAAGCCGACAUGGCGGCAAACCAUACGAUGGGUGAAACAGACCCCAAAGCUGUGAACUAUGAGAGAGGUGACUCCAUUAGUUACUCACGUAAGUUGAAGCUCAAGCUGAACACCAUUGUUGUUGAUAUAGAUCUACCGAAUGCCCUUGCCACCACAAUAGAGCCCGAGAAUACCGCGUUCUCAGUGGCUUCGCCUUCUGCCGAUCUAGAAGCCAAAGAGGAAACACUGAAUUUUGGCGAGCCCAAGUCAUUGAUUCACGAAGUCAUAUUUGUGACCGUCGUCUGCGCCGCACAGCUCAUGACUCAAGCCGGGCUUUCACUCUCAAUCGCACCGCUCCAUAUAAUUAGUGCUAGCUUCAACAGCACUCCGAAGGACUUGACGUGGGCCUCUGCCGCGUACAGCCUUACAGUCGGAACAUUUAUCUUCGUAUCAGGGAGACUGGGCGAUGUGUAUGGACACCGAUUGUUGUUUAUAAUAGGCUUCCUGUGGUUUGGGUUAUGGUCUAUCCUGGGAGGGUUCUCCGUAUGGUCAAACCCGAUCUUCUUUGACUGUUGCCGUGCCUUCCAGGGAAUUGGACCUGCUCUUCUUCUACCGAACAGUGUUGCCAUUCUAGGCAGGUCCUAUCCACCCGGACGUCGGAAAGGAAUGGUAUUUUGCCUCUUCGGGGCGGUAGCACCGGGAGGAUUCACCUUGGGCGCGGUUUUUUCUUCCUUGCUCGCUGAACGACUAUGGUGGCCUUGGGCAUACUGGAUCAUGGGCAUUGCAUGUUUCAUCUUUGCAGUACUUGGAUUCCUCGUAAUCCCGUAUGCACGGCAAGAGAAACCGCAUCCCGAACUCUCGAGGCUUGAAAGGUUGGACGUUCGAGGUGCUAUUACUGGAGUCAGUGGACUGAUAUUGAUCAACUUCUCAUGGAACCAAGCUGCAGUCGUGGGAUGGGAGGUUCCUUACACUUAUGUCUUGCUCAUUGUUGGGAUCAUGAUUAUGGGCGUCUUCCUGCUUCUCGAGCGCAAAGCAGCCUAUCCUUUGUUACCGCGGUCUGUAUUCAAAGGUGAGACCGGAUGGGUGCUCGGUUGCCUUGCAGCGGGAUGGUCAAGUUUCGGUAUCUUGGUGUUCUACUACUACAAUAUUCUCGAGAAUUUGGAGGGAAAUACUGGGUUGCUAGUAACCGCCAAGUGGGCUGGUGCUUCUGUGUCUGGAGCGUGUGCUGCUGUGGUGACUGGCUUGCUCCUCGGUCGAGUUCCUGCAAGCAUCAUCAUGUUCAUCGCGAUGCUGGCAUUCUCUGCGGGCCAGGCACUACUGGCAUCGAUGCCAAUAGGCCAGACCUAUUGGGCCAACGCUUUCGUGAUCAUGUUGGUCACGCCAUGGGGGAUGGAUAUGUCCUUUCCAUCCGGAAUCCUGAUUUUGAGUGAUGCGAUGCCUCAGAAAGAUCAAGGUGCAGCCGGUUCACUCGUGAAUACGGUCGUGAAUUAUUCAAUCUCGAUGGGCCUCGGUUUUGCCGGUACUGUCGAGAGAUACGUGAAUAACGACGGGAAGGACGUCCUCGAGGGAUACCGUGGAGCGACAUACAUGGGUGUUGGCCUUGCAGGCCUCGGUUCGGUGAUUGCAACUUGUUUCAUGAUUGUGACCUGGAAGGCGUCAAGAGAUAAAUCUUAG